AUGAUAUUUUUAUUAUGUAUUAUUGGGAUAGCACUAUCAUCAGUUCACAUUAACAAACAUGGUAAUUUUGUUGAUGAUGUAAAAACAAUAUUAAUAUAUAGACUGGAGCAAUAAGAAUAUUCCAUGGGUUUAAUGUAGUCUAUAAACCACCUCCUUAUUUUCCAAUAACUGAUCAUUUUGACGUAAUGACAUCAUUCUCUGAUGAAGACUGUUAACUCUUAAUAUCAUUAGGGUAAUUGAAAUUAAUAUGAUCUUUUUUAGAUUUAAUGUUAUUAGAUUACAUGUAGCAUUUGAAGCGGGAAUGCCUUAAAGAGGAAUAAUAAAUGAUGAAUACUUAUUGCAUAUUAGAGAUAUUGUAAGAAUGGCUGCUAAAUAUAAUAUCUAUGUUAUUCUUGAUGCUCAUUAAGACUUAUUAAAUAGAUAGUUCUGUGGAGAAGGAUUUCCAGAUUGGGCUGUCACUAAAAUUGAUUUUCCAGCUCCAUAAAAUAUUUAAUUAAGAUUAGAUGAAUAAGGAUAUCCAUUAAUAGAAGAUUGUCUUAAGUAAGAUAACUUUGCUAAAUUUUAUUUAACUUCAGAUGUUGGCAGAAAUUUAGAAUCAAUUUUAAAAAAUGAAAAUGGUGUAGCUGAUAUGUUUGGAUUAUUUUGGAAAAGGGUUGCUGAAUUACAUAAAACUGAAUGGAAUGUAUUAGGAUAUGAAAUUAUGAAUGAACCUGCUUCUGGAAAUUAUUAAAGAAACAAAUUUUAAUAUUUAUGGCCAGGAUGGGCUAAUAAACAUUUAAUCAUGCCAUUCUAUUAAAUUAUUAAUAAAUAUAUAAGACAAGCUGACACUGAAAAACUUGUUUUCUUUGAACCUUAUUUCACAGAUGUUUUAGGAGGUGGAUUCAGACAUAAUGUAGGUGGUAGAAAAUAUUAAAAGAAGGAAGUUUUGAGUUAUCAUCUUUAUUGUGGAAUAGGUAUUUAUAUAUCUAUUAUCUAAAGAAAAUGUUUCAAAAUUCCUUUGCAAACAAUUAUACAAUUUAAUGUAUCCAUUAAAGAAAUUAAACAUCAAUCAUCUUGGUACAGGAGCCAUGCUUACUGAAUUUGGAGCUUUACCAAAUCAACCUUUUGCUAAAGAUAUACUUAAUAGUUUAUUGUAUAAAGCAGAUAAAUAUUUACAAUCUUGGGCUUAUUGGUAAUACAAAGGAUAUAAUGAUUUCACUACAGCCUCAAAUAUGUAUGAUGAAGGAAUUUUCAAUUAGGAUGGAUCACUUUAAAAUUAUAAAAUCGAAGCUUUAGUAAGACCCUAUGCUUAAUAAAUUUGUGCAUCUAAAGUUCACUAUUCAAAGUUUAAUUCAAAAAAAUAAGAAUUUACUUUGAAAUAUGAUUCCAAUAAAAAAUGCGAAACUGUAAUUUAUAUCCCAAAUAUAAAUGCUUUUCAAAGUAAAUUUAAAUUUGUUUGCAAAUCUAAGAAAGGAAAUUGUUAAUUACAAUACUUAGAUAACAACAGGUAUAGAGUGGAAAACGCUUCUGGUCGUGUUAAAUUGCUCAUAUCAGCAAUGAAUAUUAAUAAAUGAUAAUUAUUUUUAAUUACCUAAUCUCAAUUGUGCUAUGUGAAUUUCAGAAUGGAUAUUAUAUAGAUAAAAAUCAAACAGUUAAAAUAUUUCAUGGAAUCAAUCUUAAUGACUAUCCUCAAACAAAUAUAAAUGAAGAGGAUUUUAUUGCACUUUCAAAAAUUGGAUUCAAUCUAAUUAGAAUUUCUGUUUUUUUUGAUCAACUUAUUCCUAAUUAACCUAUAUCUUUAUAAAAUGUUACUUAUAAUUCUUCAUACUUAACUACUUUAUAAAAAAUUGUACAAUUAGCAAAUUAACAUAAUUUUUAUGUUAUUUUUGUUGCAGAUCAUUUAUUAUUAAAUAGAUAAUUCUGUGGUUAUGGAUUUCCAGAUUGGGCUAUUUAAAGGUUAAACUUUCCACUUCCUUAUGAUAAUUCAGGAAAAUUAAAAUUCGAUCUGUAUCCAAAUAAAGAUCAAUGUGCAACAAAUUUUAAUUCUUUUAUUAAAACUGAUGAUGUUGGAAAUAAUUUUGAAAAUCUUUAUAAAAAUGUAAAUAACUUAACUGAUUUUUUUGGAUUAUUUUGGUAAAAAAUAGCAGAAAAAAUGAAGAAUGAAGAGAAUAUAAUAGGAUAUGAUAUUCUAAAUAACCCAUCAUGUGGUAAUUACUAUAAAACAUAUUAUUAAUGUAUUUGGCCUGGAUGGAAUAAUAGAUAAAUGAUAAUGCCUUUUUAUUAGAAAAUCAAUUCAUAUAUAAGAAAUGUGGAAAAAAAUAAGAUUGUAUUCUAUUAGACUCAAGAUACUGAUUUUAUUGGAUCAGGAUUUGAUAAUAAUAUAAAUGGAAGUGACUACCAUAAAAGGGAAUCUUAUAGUUAUAGGAUCACUUAUUCAUCAGAAUAUUUCAAAUAAUUGGCAACAAAUUUGAAUUACUAUUCAAUGUGGUUGGAAUCUCGUGUUGGUAAACAUGCUUAAGUAUCAACAUUUCUAGCUGAAUUUAGUGGUAAUGAUGAUUAUUUAAUAAGCAGAAUUCUUGAUUAUGCAGAUUUUUUCUAGUCUUCUUGGUAAAUAAAUUAUUUAUUAAUUUAAGGACAUACAAGGGAAGUAUAUCAUAAGCACUAAAUUUGACUGAAUUGAAAAGACCAUAUGCUCAAUCAAUUUGUGCUGAACAAGUUUUGCAUCAUUAAUACGAUUCAAUUAAUUCAAUAUUUAAAUUGCAAUUCACAAUUAAAAAUGAGUGUUCUACACUUUUAUUUAUACCUUUUGAUUAUGGGUAUUCAUGUACCAAUUGUAUUUUGAGAUUUCAUGAUAAACGAAUUUUUGAAAUUAAAUUAACAACAAAUUUAUAAUCAAAGAAAGUAAAUUUAAUUUUGUGGAAGAAGUUAACAUGA
Paramecium sonneborni is the source of this 2913-nucleotide messenger RNA. Lineage: Eukaryota; Ciliophora; Oligohymenophorea; Peniculida; Parameciidae. The record is from the annotation of a GenBank genome assembly.